AUGCAUGCCUGUCUGUGCGAAGGUGGCCCCAGCAGCAGGGCGCUGCCUCCGUCGCCGCAGGCAGAGCGGCCGGUGCUGCACAGGGAGCGAGAGCGGUCGCCGGUGGGACGCGCAGAGCAGCGGGCAGGCCACGAUCGCGCAGCCGAGCGCCGCCGGCCAGAGGACGUUGCACCGGCGCGCCCGCGCACCAUCCGCAGCCAGGUGCACUAUGAUGGCAAGGUGAGCACCGCGCCAGCUCCGGCCGAGACCGAGGCAGAUGACAAACCGCCUCGCGGCCGUCACAGCGACGCCCGGGAGCGUUUGGACGGCCCAGACCAUGACGCGCAAAGGAACGUCUCGCCAGAUCAACGCCAGGUCAGCGCGCCGCGCGGAGACCGCGGCCGGGAUCCCGGCAGCGCGCCCGGCCGCCUGGCCGGGCGCAUCACCUCGCAGGUUGUUGGCUUUGACAGGCUGCAGCAGCGGGAGCAGCCAGAUCCUGGGCACCAGCAGAGGAGCAGCGGCAACAACAUCAACCGGGCAGGCAAUGGAGUCUUCCAGCGCCUUGGCGGCACAGCACCAUUGCAGCACAGGCCGGCGGGCGGCAUGCGCGCGGAUGCAAGGGGCAAGUGGGGCCACGACUUGUUUGAAACUGUCAACGCAGAGCAGGAAGAGAAGCCCAGCCUUCUGCGGAAGAGCCUCUUGUUCUGA
Coccomyxa subellipsoidea C-169 is the source of this 687-nucleotide messenger RNA. RefSeq lists its product as hypothetical. Lineage: Eukaryota; Viridiplantae; Chlorophyta; Trebouxiophyceae; Coccomyxaceae. Bases 1 to 687 code for a protein of 228 amino acids. The record is from RefSeq and is a predicted model, not a curated record. The transcript is spliced from 4 exons.